AUGUCGGAUCCUGUGCCAAAUGCAGACUUUGGCUGUUACAUCUCAGUGCAGAACAAUUUGCCGGUUGAUCUCGUGUAUUUCAAUAAGGAGGAUACCCACGGCUACUGGGACAAAGAACCGCCGUACCGCAUCAAUCCAACGGCCAAGGGGGAGAUUUCGCUGAAAGACAAGACCCUUGCACCUGGCGCGGAAGGAUGGUUCGAAUACCGGAUUGACAUUCCUGGCAUGGAAACUACCAUAUUUCGCUGCAAUUUCAAGUGCCCGGUGUCUGAAGACAAUGGUUUCAGUUGGGGUCUUAACAACCUGGACUUUAUGUUCGAUGUGUCGAAUACCCCUUGGAGUAAAUCAGGCCAUCCACUUAACGUGACCGUCACGAUCGGUCUGAAAGAUAUCCAAACACGCCCUAAUAUCACCCAGCUUCUGGUUCCCAACCCUACUGCACCAGUGCUGAAUUCAGCAGGGGUCGUUGUUGGCGCCUCUCAGCCCGUCGUGAUCUGGACACCGCAAAUUGCCCAGAGCGUCCAAGACAACACUAUGCGUACGGUCAACGGUUCCUUUCAAGCCGUUGCGGUGCAGUCUGAGCAAAUGUCGUCGACCAUUCAGGUGGACCUGGCGUCCAGUGGGGAUGCUAACAUCGAUAAGAUCCCCGUUGCUUUGCGAGGCAUCUUGAAUGGCGCUGUGGUUUUUGAGUCGGGCGUGGGCCGAUUCAAUUCCCGCAUCGACUGCACAAUGCUACAGAAACCCAACUGUGACGCUGGUCCGUUUGGCUGGGCCGGAGAUAUGACCUGGCAGGUGGUCCUCCAGCCGAAGAAACAGGCUGUUGAGACGAGCGCGACAACCCGCAUCGAGAUAUACGCAGUCACCAAUGAGACCACCGAUGCCCAGUUUUUCAAGACAACCUCGGUGCCGAUUGGGCUGCUCCGCCGCGUGGUAUUGCGAACUACAGGCAACUAUGUGGCCUUCCUGGCUGACACCCUUUUCCGGGACUUUGGAUAUCUGUAUGACGCGCUGGGCUCCCUUCCAUCCGGCACCGCAUUUGGCACAGCCAGCAGCGGGGGCAACCUCCAGAUCACCAAAUGGGCAAAGCGAGCGAAUUCGGGCUACCCGCAAUUUCUGGUCUGCUACGACACCGCAGCCCUGGCCCAAGUGGGCCUGGCGUUUUAUUCGGGCAAUGUCGCGUACGCGUGGGUGUACAUGGAUCCCUUUGGGUACAUCAACGAUACACAGUUGAUCGGCUGGGGACAAUGCAACAGUCCAUUCUUCAAGGACCCGGAAGACAAGUUCAAACAGGAUAUCAAUGAUGUCUCCCGACAGGGCUUUGGAAACCACGCCUUUGUCGCCGUUCCCCGUACGAAUGCGAUUAUUGACUCCUGUUGCGGACCUCAUAUCGGCAACGAGGACUUGAACUCGUUCAUCAGCCAGUCGGUCGACACAAAAACAGCACUUUACCACGGCAGUUUCCGGGCCGGUACCCCGAACGAUGCGACGAAGCUUCAGGGCAUCAUGACGCUUGACACCCCAGCGAAUAUUUCUCUGCGGCUGGCUGAUCUCCCCAACUCAGUCCAGGAAUCGAUCAAGCUUGCCAUGGAGCUGGCUCGGGUGGAGGGCGCACCAUCUGUCACUUUCACCAAUUCAUCCCUGCUGAAGAUCCCCGAGCUGGUCAGCACGGUCCUCCCAGGUGACUCGUCUGUCUCGGUUGAACGCGAUAUUGGCCCCGUCCGCUCUCAUCUCGAGUGGACGUUCACGUCCGUGCCCGAAAAGACAACCUACACUGUCACUAUGGUCGUGAACCAGACCCACGAAGAGGCUCUCACGGCGAUGCACCACCAGCUCUGCAGGUAUCCGCGUAACCCUGUGGAAAUCUUCAGGGCUGUUCCGCAGGACCGUGCUUACGGCCAGUAUGCCCUCGAGAGCGUGAAAGAGCGCACGUGCAGCAUGUGGAUUCGGGGAAACAUCUUCGCGGUCAUCACUGCCGAGGACUUUGAACACCGCCAAGAUGCGAAUGCAUUGUUCCGCACCUACGAUAUCGUUGACAAGAUCCAUGCGCAUCUGCAGCAUGGCGAGGUCGACGGCCCGGGAUACAAGGCUCCUGCUCCGCCGGACCUGUCCGGUGUACCGCAGACUGUCAAGGUUGGAGGGGAGUUCUCCAUCACUGCAUCGGCGGAGCAUGUUGCACAGGUUGCUUCCACUGUUCAAAAUGGAAAUGUCUUCCCUGUGAAGACCGAUCAGGACAACAAAGUGUUCACGUUUGUCGGCCGUAAGCUCGGUCCUGAUGUCGUUACCCUUUCUUUCGCGGACGCGACAACCUACGCUGUCACGUCUACCACGAUUGAAAUCACCGUGGAAGAGUAG
This is a messenger RNA of Aspergillus thermomutatus, 2352 nucleotides long. RefSeq lists its product as uncharacterized. The record is from RefSeq and is a predicted model, not a curated record. Lineage: Eukaryota; Fungi; Ascomycota; Eurotiomycetes; Eurotiales; Aspergillaceae. The transcript has 4 exons. Bases 1 to 2352 code for a protein of 783 amino acids.